AUGUCUGGAGCUGAAGCUGCCCUCCUCAGAGUGGGCAUUCUCUGCAAUACAAUGCAGAUCAUCACCUUCGCUAAGGACGCCAUCCACGUCUAUCGGAACAUUCGCGAUGGCCGAGCUCCUGAACCCAAACUGGACUCAUAUUUCAAGAACGCAAAGGCUUCUUUCUGCGAGAUGAAUCAAACUGCCGCGCGAAUGCGGCCACUGAGCAACGAGCAGCAGAAGAUCGUUGAUGUUGGCAACAAGGUCCAUGACUGCGUGGAUGAGCUGCAAGAGCACACUUUAGCGUUAUGGCGUGGAAAGGAACUCCAGGAUGCUGAGGAGAACCUACAUCGAUAUGAACAACUCCUGCACGGUCUCCUGCUGGAUCGUGUGUGCAGUCAAUCUCAAGCUGCUGAGAUCGCCUCCUUGGAAUCAUAUCAGCUUCUUCAAGUGUCUUUGCAAUCCAUCAUCUCAGAACUUGCACACGACUCCACGAACGUUGCAGACCUGUUCGCAGCUUUCUCUAAGGGCAUUGGUAAUCGAGUUGCAGAUGAGCAUGCGACUACAAGAACUGUGGUUGAAGAUCGUGCAAAGUCAGCGGAGAACAAAAUCUGCCAGAGUAUGUCUCAGACGAUCGAUCAACUUCGUCGGGAACUGCUGGAUCGCGAGCAGGACAAGGGUUUCGAGAAACAAUAUGAACAACUUCUUUCGAGUCUAAGGUUUCCAGAAAUGAACAGCCGGAAGAACAAGAUAUCAAAUGAGUAUCCUGGGACUUUCAAUUGGAUAUUCGAUCCACAUGCCUGGCGGCAGUCAGAUGGAGACUCGUCGUCCGAAUCCUGUCUGACAGACAUGACUAGCCAACUCUCUGAACAUAACCAGGAUUGUGAGGCCAAGAGCACCGACAAUCCACGCUUUGACAAUUUUGCAUACUGGCUAGAAUCAGACUCGAACGUCUUCUGGGUCAGUGGCAAGCCAGCCUCGGGCAAAAGCCUUCUAAUGAAAUUUCUUGCUUUCAGCCGUUCAACAGUCGAGCAUCUAAAGGUUUGGCGUUCUGAUUUCCAGGUUCUAACACACUUCUUCUGGAAACCCGGACAGAAAUUGCAGCGGAACGUCGAAGGAAUAGUUUUAUCACUCCUUUAUCAAGUCUUGGAUGGCAGACCUGGUCUUUGUCGAAGGUUGUGUGAAGCCCAAUCUUCCGUGCGGCACAAGAGAAGCUACUUAGAUUGGAGUCUCGAAGAACUGUCAGCGGCCCUGUUAUGGGUACUAGAAUCCUCUUCGUCAGCAUUCUGCAUCUUCGUCGAUGGCCUGGACGAGGCUGAGGAGCUACAGCAUCUACCUUGGCCAGAGUGGACAAGCGCUGAAGUCAUCCACAAAUUGCUCAAAGUCGAUAAAAUCAAGUUAUGUGCAUCCAGCAGAGAAGAAAAUGCAUUUUGCUCCUUUUUCAGUGGGCAAUCUCGACUGAGAAUCCAUCAAUUGAAUGAUUGCGACAUUACUCUUUUUGUCAAGGCACGGCUUGAUAUUUGUGUACUUGGGAGGUUCGGUCGAGAUCAUCUGUCACACGAGAUUGUGAAGAAGGCUGAGGGCGUGUUCUUGUGGGCCGCCCUUGUAGUAGACAGCUUGAAUCGGGCCAUCCGCCAAGGCAAUGUAUCCAUCAAAAUGCUGCAAGAGCGCAUUGAACAGACUCCCUCGGAGCUCUCUACUCUAUACACUGACAUUUGGGGAAGAAUUGGAGAUGACGUCCACCUACGCAGCAUUCGAAGGACUGCUUCGCUCUACUUCAAUCUUGCUAUUACAGCUCGUGAAGUCAAGGAUUAUUUGCCGCACAUGAAUCCCUUCAGCCGCCCAAACACAGACGCUGCGAGGAUGUCUUCAUUAUUAGUCAUGGCAGCGGCUGCCCAAGACAUGUCAAUGGCAGAUAUAUUGAGCGCAGGUCGCCUCAUAACAACCGAGGAGCUUCUUGCGAGGUGUUCAAGAGCUGAGGGCGACUUGCAAUGGGCUUGCCGUGGCCUCCUUGGGGUGACCAGAACCAACGAUACAUCCGAUUAUGUUUGCGGAGAUCGCCGCCUGCUGGAAUACAACUUCACAAAAGUCGAUUUUAUCCAUAGGACUGCUUUUGACUUUCUCAUGGAUACAGUGCUUGGUCGUGAGUGCCUUGAAUUCUGUGGCGCUUCCAAAAGUCAGCAAGUUUCCAGGCUAUUUGCUGCCCAUUUGAUCAGAGCACGGUUCAUCUAUCUCAGGGACCACCAUCAUAUUGAUUCAAUCGAUAUAAGGCUCCUAUCGUGCAGGCAAAAUAUCAAUUAUGAUGGCUACUUGGAGAUGGCCGUUGGUAUGUCUUGCGACGAUCGGAUAUCUAGAGAAGACUCAGACCGAGACGGCCUUAUAAAUGCUCUGAAAGCAUGGCAGUCAUCUGGUUUAUUCAGCGGUGGCAAGUACUGCACUCCUCUUGCAUACGCACCGUCAACCUUGAACUCCCUUGAACAUUAUAUGAUAGAAGCUGUUACUUCGGUCAUGUUGUUGGAAAGACGCAAUGAGCAUUCAAUCGUCGGCUUGAGGAGAUUAAUUGAGGGAUAUCCUGAGUCGAUACUUCUGAAUGCUAUUCCACCCAUCCUUCGCGCAAUGUCCCUUGGGUGUCACCGUCACACGACUUUCAAACAUGGUUGCGAGAUACUACAAUAUAUUCUCCGCCAUUUACACUAUAUUGCUAGGAGAAAGAGACGCUAUCGGGUCGCUGUUAGACGCGCUAUUCUCGCUCUGCACUGUUGGUACAUUUCAAAUUGUUUGGCUAACUUGGCCAUGUUUUAUAAUCCUGUUGCGUUUUAUGCCUCGACAGAGCUGAGCGACUAUUUUUAUGACGAAGACUGGCAGCAUAUUCUUUUACUUCAGUUCCGAACUUUUCUCAGUCACAAGAAGCGGGUUGAUUCCCUUUUCAAAACUCAUACCCACUACGCCCUCAUUGCUGUGAAUCUUGUUGCAACCCACCAAUUAAUGAAUGCCGAGUUGCAGAAGCAUUCACCAAGCAUUUCCCCCGUUUACGUACCAAAAGAUAUCAGCUCUCGAUUCGAUGUAGUACUCGUUGCAGACAUAUACGAGGAAUCCCCCGACAAGUCUAUGUCCACCAUGAACUUCUACGCUCCUGAUAGGUGUCUUCAUAGCCAAAUUAAACAUUGGGUGCAGAUGGGGUUGAGUGGAAAUGCGAGGCUUGAACAUGGAAAUACCUGGCAAGAAAUACUCAAGUGCUCUGCCGAUGAGCUGAGCCCAAUCAAUGCUUCUAGGGCUUACAAUUAUGUAGUUGAUGAGUUCAAAGAUGCGGGACUGGACUUUUCGAGGCCUAUUUUAUUUGAUAUCGGGUGA
Fusarium proliferatum ET1 is the source of this 3330-nucleotide messenger RNA. RefSeq lists its product as uncharacterized. Bases 1 to 3330 code for a protein of 1109 amino acids. The transcript has 2 exons. The record is from RefSeq and is a predicted model, not a curated record. Lineage: Eukaryota; Fungi; Ascomycota; Sordariomycetes; Hypocreales; Nectriaceae.